Messenger RNA from Periconia digitata, 905 nucleotides. The record is from the annotation of a GenBank genome assembly. Lineage: Eukaryota; Fungi; Ascomycota; Dothideomycetes; Pleosporales; Periconiaceae.
UAUUGAUGAGCCCACCUCCUACGACAACAUGGUUCCCUAUUCGAGCCCAGUAUCCCAUCUUUUCAUUGCCCAUUGAGGUGCCGACGCCCCAUAGACCAGUCGGCAAGCGGAAACCACCCAUCCAUCUCGCGCCCUUGGCCCCACCCUCUGAUAUCUCCAAGUCUGCUGUGGUAAUAUUCAUUCACAGCCUCUACGAUGAUGCCGAGGGAGUCGAGCCCGUGGUUCGUCAGUUACAAGCUGCCACAAACCAGCCUCAUAUAGCCUGGAAUAUACCCAAUGCAACCGAGGGCGACUAUCUGACAUUGGCCUGGUUUGCGCCUCGGAGACUGACAUGUACCCGUCCAUCGCGCCCUGAAGAAGAAUACGAGGACGAAGUGGGCCUCAUGAUGAGCGUAGGUUACGUUGAAUCUCUGAUCGAUCAAAUCGUGGCGACUGGCGUCCCGGCAAAUCGCAUCGUUUUGGGAGGCUUUUCCCAGGGCCACGCAGUUGCAUUGCUCACAGGUCUCGUGUCCAAGUACGCCGGAAAGCUGGCUGGGUUAUUCGGCAUGGCUGGCUAUGUUCCUCUGGCGGGAAAGAUUGCCCAACUGCGAAUGGAGGCUGGAUUGCCGGAGAAGACGGACAACAAUGUGGCCAUGUUUCUUUUGAGAGGCUCAAGAGAUACGAUUGUGCCGCAACGCUACGUAACCCUGUACUCCAAGGUGUUGAAGGACAUUGGCGUCAAACCAGAGAACUCUCUGAUUCGAGAGUACGAAGGCUUAGGCCAUGCAAUCAGGAGUGACGAGAUUGAACACAUUGGUCAAUGGUUAGAACAAGUGGUGCCGCCUUUAGAGUGCAUUCGUAGCGAGGGGCCCAGCGAACAAACAACGAUUGACCCGGCCCUCCUCGACAAAAGCGCUGAAGAAUGA